This is a messenger RNA of Prunus armeniaca (apricot), 1314 nucleotides long. The record is from the annotation of a GenBank genome assembly. NCBI's taxonomy places the organism in Eukaryota, Viridiplantae, Streptophyta, Magnoliopsida, Rosales, Rosaceae.
AUGAAUUCUGAAAUUACAGCUCUGGAGGAGAACAACACUUGGUCCUUAGUUCCAUUGCUAGCUGGUCAUCAUCCGAUUGGAUGCAAAUGGGUUUUCAAUAUUAAAUACAAUUCUGACGGUUCCAUUGAGAGAUAUAAAGCUCGCUUGGUCGCCAAAGGAUUCACCCAACGUGAAGGCAUCGAUUAUACUGAGACAUUUGCUCAUGUUGCUAAGCUUAUCACCGUCCACUGUCUUCUAACUAUUGCAUCUAUCCACAAUGGGCCACUUCAUCAGAUGGACGUGCACAAUGCUUUUCUUCAUGGCGACCUUCAUGAAGAAGUCUACAUGCUUCCACCGCCGAGGUAUCGACGACAGGGGGAGCACACUGUGUGUCGUCUUCACAAAUCCUUAUAUGGUCUUAAACAGGCGUCUCGAAGCUGGUUUCGUAAGUUUUCAUCUGCUAUACAGAAUAUUGGUUUCUUUCAAUCCAAAGCAUAUUAUUCUAUGUUUACACAAACACAUGGUAAAUCUUUCACUGUUAUAUUGUUAUACGUUGACGAUAUGAUAAUCACUGGAAAUGAUGAUGAUGCCAUACGAGACCUUAAACAUUUUCUCAGCACCUGUUUCCAAAUCAAAGACCUUGGACCUUUAAAGUACUUUAUUGGAGUUGAAAUUGCACGGUCCAAGUAUAGCAUUUCUUUUUGUCAACGGAAGUAUACAUUAGACAUCUUGGAAGAUGCAGGCUUACUUGGUGCUGAGCCUGAAAAAAUUCCUAUAGAAGCCAAUGUUGCCCUCAUGCCUACAGGGAGUGACCCUCUUAAAGACCUACUUGUUAUCGAAGACUUAUUGGGAAAAUUAAUCUAUCUGACAAUAACAAGACCAGAAAUCACAUAUGCACACGUCGACUUCUUCACUACCUCAAAGGAGCUCCUGGCCAAGGGUCACUCAUAUCAUGGAAAAGCAAGAAGCAGGUUAUUGUCUCAAGGUCGUUUGCAGAAGCUGAGUACCUCUCCAUGGCAGCCACCACUUGUGAACUUACUUGGUUGCGAUACCUCUUACAGGACCUACAAGUGGAGCAUCGCCAACCAGCCACCUUACUUUGUGACAACAAGGCAACACUCCACAUUGCAACCAACCCUGUUUAUCAUGAACGGACCAAGCACAUUGAAUUGGAUUGCCAUACUGUUCGUGAGAGAAUUCAAAAUGGAGAAAUCCAGACAGCUCAUGUGCAAACAAACACAUCAAGUUGCUGAUAUUUUCACUAAGCUGCAGCCUGCACCGUUGUUCCAAUCCUAUCUUGGCAAGUUGGGUGUAGACAUUCACACUCCAACUUGA